This is a messenger RNA of Dreissena polymorpha, 2367 nucleotides long. RefSeq names its product probable ATP-dependent RNA helicase DHX35. Gene Ontology annotation, cellular component: intracellular anatomical structure; catalytic step 2 spliceosome. The coding region runs from base 103 to 2367 and encodes 754 amino acids. The record is from RefSeq and is a predicted model, not a curated record. Gene Ontology annotation, molecular function: RNA binding. The transcript has 24 exons. NCBI's taxonomy places the organism in Eukaryota, Metazoa, Mollusca, Bivalvia, Myida, Dreissenidae.
UUGUCGUCUCUUAAUUUUACGAAUUCAAUUACACAUACUAUUAUUGCACUGACUAUUCCGCGAAAACGUCCGAAUGUGUAAUUGGAUUUAUCCUGUUAAAUCAUGUCGCAAUUAAAGAAACCAAAAUUUUGGAAACCAGGGGAUGCUGCACCUGGGUCAGGCCUGGAGGAGGAGAGAGGGUCAGGCAGAGAGAGGGAAGCAACCACCAUUGUCUACAACCCACACAAGUCCUUGUCCAUAGAGCAACAGAGGCAAAAGUUACCCAUCUUUCAUGUGAGGAACCACAUUCUGUAUCUGGUGGAGAAAUACCAGACAGUUGUAAUAGUGGGCUCAACAGGAUGUGGGAAAAGCACCCAGAUCCCCCAGUACCUGUUGGAGGCUGGCUGGGGUGCGGAGGGACAUGUGAUCGGAAUCACGCAACCACGCCGUGUUGCAGCUGUCACGGUGGGGAGUCGUAUAGCAGAGGAGCGAGGUGUCUUGCUGGGCAGCGAGGUCGGGUACCUCAUCCGGUUUGAUGACUGCACUGACCCAGCUGAAACCAGAGUUAAAUGUAUGACAGAUGGAAUGCUGAUCAGGGAAAUAAUGCAGGACCCACUGCUGACAAAAUACAGUGUGUUGAUGCUUGACGAAGCCCAUGAGAGGUCGCUGUACACGGACAUCAUCCUGGGACUGGUACGAAAGAUUCAGAUGAAGCGAAGUGAUCUGCGAGUAAUAGUGGCCUCAGCGACCUUGGAUGCAGAGGAGAUCAAAGAUUUCUUCAACAGAAACGAUUCAGAAGAUCCAAGCAAGGACACAGCUGCAAUCUUAAGUAUCGAGGGUCGUGCAUAUCCAGUUGAUAUUCACUACACGUUAGACCCCGUACCAGAUUACAUCAAGGCUACUGUGGAGACGAUCUGUAAGAUCCAUCGUCAUGAGAAACCUGGAGAUGUGCUGGCAUUUCUCACUGGAAUGGAUGAAGUAAAUAAAGUCACUUCAAUGUUGAUAGAGGAAGCAAAGCAGCUUUUGAAGGACAAGGACGCCAUGAGGAUGAAGAUUGUCCCGAUGCACGGCAGUCUGCCAGCCUCUGAGCAGAUGAAAGUGUUUGAAAGAACUCCUAAAAACUGCCGUAAAAUUGUCGUUGCUACUAACAUCGCUGAGACCUCAAUCACAAUAAAUGGCAUUGUUUACAUUGUUGACUGUGGAUUUGUGAAGAUUAAAACUUACCAUCCUCAAACUGGAAUUGAAUCCCUUGUGGUGGUGCCAGUGUCCCAAGCCUCAGCCAAUCAGAGAGCAGGAAGGGCGGGGCGUGUGAGGUCCGGCAAGGCAUACCGUCUCUACACGGAGGCUGAUUAUGAGAAGCUGUCAGCAAACACAAUUCCCGAGAUGUCGAGGUCUGACCUGGCUCCGGUCAUCCUGCAGUUGAAGGCUCUGGGUAUAGCCAAUGUUCUGCGCUUUCAUUUCCUCUCGGCCCCUCCAGCUCAGAACAUGGUUCGGGGACUUGAACUUCUCUAUGCCUUGGGAGCCCUUGAUGACGUUGGUAACCUCACAUCUCCCAUCGGACUAAGAAUGGCAGAGUUCCCAUUGACGCCAAUGUUUGCAAAGAUGUUACUCGUCUCAGGUGAGUUUGGGUGUUCAGAGGAAGCUGUCACCGUGGCGGCCAUGUCCCAGAUUCAGAACGUGUUUGUCUCGCCCUCUGGUCAGAAACACACAGCAGAUCGCUUGAGAAAGAGGUUUGCAGUUGAAGAAGGUGACCAUGUUUCCCUUGUGAACACAUAUAGGGCAUAUGUCAAGUACGGUUCGUCAAAGGCCUGGUGUCACCAGAAUCUACUCAACUACAAGGGGCUGCUAAGGGCCACAGAAAUCAGGGGCCAGCUGACAAGGUUACUGAAGCGCUUCAACAUUCCCAUGAUAUCCUGUGGGGGUAAGUACUUUGGCCAGGACGGCAAGCCUGUUGGUUCAAGUGGGCAGGUAGGCAAGCCUGUUGGUCCAAGUGGGCAGGUAGGCAAACUCGGUUCAAGUGGGCAGGUAGGCAUGCCUGUUGGUCCUAGUGGGCAGGUAGGCAUGUCUGUUGGUCCAAGUGGGCAGGUAGGCAUGCCGGUUGGUCCAAGUGGGCAGGUAGGCAUGCCGGUUGGUCCAAGUGGGCAGUUAGGCAUGCUUGUUGGACCAAGUGGGCAGGUAGGCAAACCUGUUGGUUCAAGUGGGCAGGUAGGCAUGCCAGUUGGUCCAAGUGGGCAGGUAGGCAUGCCGGUUGGUCCAAGUGGGCAGAUAGGCAUGCAGGUUGGUCCAAGUGGGCAGGUAGGCAUGCCGGUUGGUCCAAGUGGGCAGGUAGGCAUGCCUGUUGGUCCAAGUGGGCAGGUAGGCAUGCAGGUUGGUCCAGUGGGCAGUUAG